CAGAAACUUGAUAACCUGUUUGAUAUCUUUUGUAAAUAAAAUAUACACCCAAAAAUAAACAGUAAUCUUAAGAUUAUUUUGUAACAAUUUAAAUUAUCAUAAUAAAAAAGGAACAAAAUGCUUUCCACAUUGAUAAAGAGGCCAUCAAUAAUAAGGCCACUUACCGGCUUAUGCAGAAGCAUACACGAUCAAUUACUUAUUACUAAUGAAGAGAACGGAAGUAGAGAAAUAAUACUUAAUCAUGAAAAGACUAAAAAUUCUUUGUCUCUUGAUAUGAUGAAUCACCUCAUUGAAGAAAUUAACAAAAAUAAAGAAGAUAUUUCUUUGAGAGCUAUUGUAUUGUCAGCUAAAGGCAAUGUUUUCUCUGCUGGUCAUAAUUUGAAAGAAUUACAAGCAUCAACUGGUGUAGAUCAUCACAAGUUAAUAUUUAAAAAGGCUACAGAACUGAUGAAGUCUAUUAUCACAAGUCCUGUACCUGUUAUUGCUAAGGUGAAUGGGUUUGCUACAGCGGCUGGAUGUCAACUGGUAGCCACUUGUGACAUUAUUGUAUGCACCAAAAGUAGCAAGUUCUCUACUCCUGGGGCAAACUUUGGAAUAUUCUGCUCGACACCUGGAAUUGCUGUGGGCAGAUCUGUACCAAAAUCCAGGGCGAUGCACAUGUUGUUAACAGGUAGUCCAAUAACUGCACAAGAGGCAUAUGAUAGUGGACUUGUAACUAAGGUUGUGAAGGAAAAUGAAUUGGACAAUGAAGUCAAUAAAAUAGUUGAACAGAUAAAAAUCAAGAGCCGCAGUGUUAUAUCUUUGGGCAAAGAAUUCUACUAUAAACAAAUGAAUCUUAGCGUGGAUGAGGCUUAUUCACUCGGAGAAGAAGUAAUGGUUAAAAAUAUCAAUAUAAAUGAUGGUCAAGAAGGCAUAAAAAGUUUUGUUGAGAAACGAAAAGCUGUAUGGAGUCACAGUUGAUAUUUAACUCAAUAAAAAACUUUUUUAUUUA
Aricia agestis (brown argus) is the source of this 991-nucleotide messenger RNA. Its product is annotated as enoyl-CoA hydratase domain-containing protein 3, mitochondrial. Gene Ontology annotation, molecular function: hydro-lyase activity. Bases 118 to 960 code for a protein of 280 amino acids. The transcript is spliced from 7 exons. The record is from RefSeq and is a predicted model, not a curated record. Gene Ontology annotation, cellular component: mitochondrion. NCBI's taxonomy places the organism in Eukaryota, Metazoa, Arthropoda, Insecta, Lepidoptera, Lycaenidae.